AUGGUUGAAUUUGUUGGGAAUGAUAAUGAGGAUGUAAUUGAGGAUGUAAUUGAGGAAGUAAACAUUACGGAUGAUGAAGAAGAAAAUGGAGCCGAUGAUGAUGUAGUGAGUCCUCCAUUUGUUGGGAUGGUAUUCCAGAGUUGGGAAGAAGUGGAUACGUACUACAAAAGGCGUCGGGUUGAGGGGAAAAGGGUUUACUCAACUAGGGAUGAGCUUGGCACCAAAAGGUCAAAGAAAUGUGAUUGCCCGGUUCUAAUGUAUUGCAACAGGACUAAGGAUGGGGAAUGGGUGGUUAAAAGGGCAGUUAAUGAGCAUAAGAACCAUUUUCCAACACCGAGGAAAUCUAGGUAUGUUCCUAGGUAUCGACAGGAAGACAUCACCUCUCUUGUAAAGAUGAAGUUGUUCAAUGACUACAACUCGGGUGCUAAUGUUCCUCAGAUAUUUAACUGUCUAGCUAGCGAGAGGAAUGGAGUUGAGAACGUGACAUUCACCAAAAAAGAUCUUCAAAACAUUAUUGCUAGGGAUAAGGCAGAAAAGAUGAAGGAGGGAGAUUGGAAUGCAAUGUGGAAGUACUUUAAAGCGAUGUCUACUGACAACGAAAAUUUCUUUCACAAGCAUAGAGUGGGUGAGGAUAACAGAUUAAAGGAUGUGAUGUGGGUAGAUGCUAGGAGUAGAGCUGCUUACGAAGAGUUUGGAGAUGUUGUAGUGUUUGACUCCACCUACUUAACAAAUGAGUAUGACUUGCCAUUUUCUAACUUUGUUGGGGUUAAUCACCAUGGUCAAACCAUUCUGCUUGGGUGUGCAUUGUUAUCCCAUGAAGAUUCAGAGACCUUUGAAUGGUUAUUUACCGAGUGGUUGUCAUGUAUGUCUAACAAAAAACCCAUUGGUUUUCUUACUGACCAAGACGCUGCCAUGAGGAAGGCCCUACGAGAAGUAAUGCCUGAUGUCCGACAUCGAUGGUGCUUGUGGCACAUACUUACCAAGUUCAGUCACAAACUUGAAAAAUACAAUGACUAUGAGCUGUUCAAAGUUGAGCUUCAUAAUGUGAUUUACAACAGCCUUACCCAAAAUGAAUUUGAAGUGCAAUGGACUGAUGUAAUCAAGAAGUAUAAACCGGAGGGUGAGAUUUGGCUUGCAGGAUUAUACCAUGGAAGGAAAAUGUGGGUGCCUGCAUUUAUGAACGGGAUGUUUUGGGCUGGAAUGAAGAGCACUCAAAGAUCCGAAAGCAUAAACAGGUUCUUUGAUGGGUUCGUUGAUAAGCACACUCGAUUGUUUGAGUUUGCUCCAUUUUAUAUUAAAGCAGUGGAAUCUAGAGCUAACGAUGAGCAACAGGCUGAUGCGGCUGACCAAAGGGCAGUUCGCCCGUUGGCCACCCAAUUUAUGGUUGAGAGAGCCUUUAGAAAGGUGUACACAGAUGCAAAAUUCCUCGAGGUUCAAGAGCAGUGCAAUCGUGUACUGUACCUUACUUCUCUUGAGACUAUUAUGGUGUCAGCUGAAGUUGCACAUCAUAAGCUGGAGGACUGA
Messenger RNA from Spinacia oleracea (spinach), 1524 nucleotides. Its product is annotated as protein FAR1-RELATED SEQUENCE 5-like. The record is from RefSeq and is a predicted model, not a curated record. NCBI's taxonomy places the organism in Eukaryota, Viridiplantae, Streptophyta, Magnoliopsida, Caryophyllales, Amaranthaceae. The transcript is spliced from 3 exons. Bases 1 to 1524 code for a protein of 507 amino acids.